Pocillopora meandrina is the source of this 4965-nucleotide messenger RNA. NCBI's taxonomy places the organism in Eukaryota, Metazoa, Cnidaria, Anthozoa, Scleractinia, Pocilloporidae. The record is from the annotation of a GenBank genome assembly.
UAGAACUCUGCUGGUGGUUUGUUAGCGAAGUGAGACAGGGUGGUUACCAAGCGCCGCACAUCGAGCUACUGAGCUACACAUCAAGAAGGACUCGUAAGACAGAAAUUCAAGGACGAUGUGGAUUUGGGUUACAGAGGAAUGUUCAGAGAAAUGGGAGAAAGGAGAAACACAGGUAUAUUUUAAUGUUCAAACAAAGUUUAUGGUGGAGUAAAGAAACUGAGAAUAACCAAUGGAAAGGAGUAAUGAAUGAAUAGGAAAAGGGGACAGUUCAGUAAUUGUAUGGAUUUACAGCAGAUUACAGAGUAUUGAAAAGAAAAGCAGCGGGUUGGGAAAGUUUUUUUUAACCCUUUACACCCUAGAUUCAGUAUUCAUAUUCUCCAUACAGCUCUUCAUACAUUUCCUAAGGUGCUGACAAGGAGAAUUUGUUUACCAAUCAAAAGCUUCUUUUGUUGAUGAUCAUUUCCUUUACACUCAUGACCUUAACUUGUUAUUUAGGUGUGAUAUUGUAAGGAGAAAUUUGAUGUUAGUCACUGUUAGGAUAUAAAGGGUUAAUUUUCCAAUCAAGUUUUUUCUCCCAGUAAACUGGUGAAGUCAAACAUAAUUGAUCAAGAAAACAACCCAACAAGAAACAACAAACAGAUCUUAUGGAAACUUCCCUAGGAAAGACUCAGUUUUUCUUGAAGAUACUAUUUUCUCUCAAAAAUUUAAUAUACUUUCUGGGAGACACUGUUUAUUCUCAUGUUUACAUUGCAUAUUAGCCCAUCUCAAGAAUUAAAAUUUUUAAUGUUUUUCAGAUUUUUUCAACUUGUUGUCAGCCACCCAGACUUUUGAAAAGAUGGAGAUUUGCAGAAGGUUUUGAAAGAGGAAAAUGUGAGUUUUUCAAAUAAUAAGAUACUCUUACAGAUAUUUGGCUACGAUCCCUGUGAGUGUGGGUGAUUUUUUCCACAAAAUUUGUAAACUGACAUACUAUGGCAAAACAACACUUGACUUAAACUCCAUAGGUAUAUUUUUCAUAUAAUCAACAAUAAUUGUGACUAUUUUCAUCUUAAGGGGUCAUAAAUGUUUUAAAGAUAAAAUCAGUUGACACAACAUCCACUGAAUUAAUGGAGGAGUUAAGGAAUUAUGUAGAAAUGGAGUGAAAAUUGAACUACAAUUCACUGCAACAAUAACCUCUUCCACCAGUCAAUGUUGUAGAAUGGUGUAAAACAAUUAAAGAAACAUUGUACAUGAGAAGAAGAGUUGAAAAUAAGGAAUAAAAUUGGUAUGCUAUUCCAGAAUAUUGCCAUUUCAAUGGCAUAGUGUGUUGACAAUUUUCUUGCUGAUUGUAUGUAUAUGCCUGGGGGAUUUCUUUUGUGACAAAAUGUGUGUUGCAACUUUGUAAAACUAAGUUUGAUAAUCAUUAUUAAACUCCUUGCUCUGAGAAAUUAAUCUCUUUUCAACUCAGUGAUCAGUGGCUUAAUGGGAUCUCUCAUGCUCAUACACUUACAGUGUAAGGUAUAAACACUUUUUUAUUACAUUGCUUGCAGUCAGAAGCAAGUGAAAAAAGGUUCUUAUGACAAGUUUAUCAUGAGCUGUGGAUAAUUUCAUCCAUCAUAGUCACAAGGUACAAAAUGUUCCAUGGUUUUUAUGUUUUUUUUGUUUUGUUUUGAUUUGUUAUCUAAGAAGUCUUUAUGUAAUAAAAUUGUGAUAUCACUGGAUUAUUGUUUUAAUUACAUACAGUGUAUGUCUCAUUCAGGGCUGUAAAAUAUGAAUAAUUGUGGUUUGAAUUAUGGCAUACAGAGGGACAGUGUUUUAACCCUUCAUACCCUAACAUCAGUAUGUAUAUUCUCCAUACUGUUCUCUAAACAUUUCCUAAGAUGCCAACAUGGAGAAUUUAUCUAACAAUCAAGAGCUUCUUUAGUUGGUGAUCAGUUCUUUUUUCUCCAGACCUUAAUGUUUGAUUCAGGGCGGAUAUGGUAAGGAGAAAUUAGAUGUCAGUCACUCUGAGGAGUUAAAGUGUUAAACUGCUGAAUAGCCCUUGAGCAGCCUUUCAUUAUUAGCUCUGUAGAAAAUUUGAGACAAGUUAGGGAGAAGUUUGCUAGGGGACUGAUACUAAUUAUAUCUUUCAGAGAUCUCAGGGGUUUCAUUAACAAAUUUAUUCAAUUAAAUGCCAUGGCAAUUUUUCAUGAUUGGAGUGCAGUGUUUAUUGGAGGCCAGUAUUUAUACAAGGGUGGCAUUAAUUUAAUAUCAAAAGAACAAUAUUAUGGAAAUGAAUCAUUUUAAUUUUUGAACAGACACAUGUUUUAUUGCUUGUCUAAAAACUCAUUUUGUAUAUUGUUCUCAAUUUCACAAUUUGCAAGUUUAUACAACUGCAUUGCAUAAUGUGAAUAAAGAUUUUAUGUUGGAUAUGCUUUCUUGACAUCAGAACGGGUACAUUUGAAAGGAUUUGUGUCUGGUUCAGCAAUGAUAGCUGUGAGCCUUUUGAGUCCAUUCUUCGAAUUAAAGCCAGAUGAUGAUGCAGCGUUUAUUAGAGGGUGGUUUUUAUACAAGGGAGGCAUUUAAUCGAAUAAGUACAAGUCAGGGAGAGGCUUGCCAGGGGUCUGGCACUAAUUAUAUUCAGAGACCUCAGGGGUUUCGUAACUUUUUCCAUAUUAAGUGCCUGCCUGUGGAAUUUAUGUACCAGGCAGCUGUUUUGUUUGACAAAAUCCAAACACACAGGCUAAGCAGACAGCAAUAAGAGGCCAUACAGGCAGCAGUAGAUCACCAUUGGCUUUUAUUGAUGACCUAAUUUUCUUUUGAAUUUAACCAUUACAAGAAUGACUUGGUGUUCCUAGAAAUACAAAUAACCAGAAGUUACUCCCUUUGGUUAGGAUCUUGAUGAAGAAUUGCAGAAAAAAACAGAUUUUGUGGAAGAAUACACACCACUUACCAAGGAGACAUAUGGGGUCAGUAAUAGUUAUAAUAAAGCAACUAAAAGUUUACUAAAGAGCCGCAUCUUCUAGCACUUAUUAGUAAUUCCCUUUACUGUCUGUCUUACAAUUCUUGUGAUAUCAGUUUGGAGAAUUUGUGGUUGGAUCAGCUGAUAAUAUUCUCAUUGAUAUUUUUCCUUAUUCGGUCACUUGUCUGCUUGAUAUUGUACUGAUAUUGUAAGGAAAAAUGAUGUCUUUGCCUCUCAUGGGAGUUUAAGGGUUGAUGACAUAAAUACUUACCUCUCAUCAAGUUUAAUCUAGAUCUGUAUUCUGUACCAUGCAAAAAAAAGGAAAUUAAAAAAUGCCAAAUCAGCAGGAAGUUGUGUGUGAUUUAAAAGCUAUGUUACAUCACAUAAAAAAGUGAAUUUUAAUUAUAUUAUCAAUAGUAGAUUAGUGGAUGAUGUAUACUUUUAACUUUUGAUACAGAGUGUUUCAAGAGGAACAUUAGUUGUUGGUGUUUGGCUGAUUUGAGUGUAGCCAUCAAUGUGUAGAUUCCUUCAAUUAAUCCAUGUGUUUCUUUGUGUUUUUUGUAGAACUUUACCAAAAUGGUGCACAGUCAGCAAUGUAUGUAGCAAUGUCUCUGUACUGCAAUGUGUUAAAUCUGCCCUAUGGUUGUUAUAAGUGAAAUAGCAAAAUUCAUACUGAAAUCUCAUUUUGGUUAAUUCUUUAACUCCCAAGAUCUCAUUUAUUUAGUAAUUCUCAUUACUGUUUGCAAUACAAUUUAUAUAAUGUUAGUUAGUAGAAUUUGGGAUUGGAUCGAUGAAUAAUCCCCUCAUUGAUAUUUUUCUUUAUUCUCAUCACUUGUCUCCUUGAUAUUGUACUGAUAGUUGUGAGGAGAAUUUCUGUCUUGGUUACUUAAAGGGUUAAUAGUCUGGACUAGUGAAUUUUAAACAAAGAGUUUGGCCAAAACAUUCAUUUGUAAAGAACAUCCAUGUGAAAACAACAGGAGGGUAGCAAAGAUAUACUUGAGGUAUUAUUGAUGUAGUAUUGUAAUGUAUCAGGAUGUUGCAAAAUGUAUGAUUGUUUUUGUUAACAUAUGAUAAUGUAUGAUUAUGCAUGACAAUCUCACCAUGAUGGCAUAUUUAUACAUAUGUAUAAGUUUGGUUAUUUUAAAUUUCUUUGUGAAUUUCAGGCGUUGCAUUAGCAGUGAAUGAUUUUAGCUCUGGCAUCAUGACAGCAUCUGCUGGUGGUGAUAAUAGUACUAAGGAAUUGAAAGGGUUUGUUGUUCUAUGCCUGCAAUUACUUAAUGAAAUGAUUUGACAUUUACUCAAUAUUUAUAUUUAUUUCAUAUCUUUCCUAAAUUAAACUGUUGUGGCACACUUCCAACACAAGUAAUGAUACACCAGACGUGUAGUUUGGCUGAUUUUUUUCCCAUGUGAAUAACUACUGUUUUACCACAUCUUACAUGCUAGCUCUACUUGCUGUAACCAUCAUGAGAACUGAAAAUAAGAGGCAAACAUAUUUCCAUAUUUUUGAAUGGUUAAGUCAGCUUACAAGACCCAUCAACACCGUUUCCCGUAUGCAGUAAUGUGAUAGUUAUGUCUUCCUCUCUUGUUGAAGUGAUCAGCAUCUAAAUUCUCCUCACCAUAUCACUGCUGCAUAGUACAUUAAGGUCAUGAGAAUAAAGGAAAUGAUAGAAAAAAACAAAGAAGCUCUUGAUUGUUGAACAACUUCUCCUUGUCAGUAUAAUGGAAUAUGUACCAAGAACAGUAUUGAGAAUAUACAUUCUGAUGUCAGGGUGUAAUGAAAAGCUAAUUUUAAAAGCUUUUUUUACUUUUACAGGAGUUUUGUGACUUUUUCAAGCGCACAAAAUGGUGUCAAGGUAUGAUAGCAUUUUUAGACAGGAACUAGUGUUGCUAGCAGUAUUUUCAAUUCCAAGAGUUUAAUUUGUUUUGUCUUACUUGUGUGUGUGGUCUUCUUUCUUCAGGAAUCGCUGGAUGUUGUCCACUAAUGAUGACAACACAUUAGGUUUUACUUUAGAACUUUAUUCCAGAUACAUGGAUGCUGCCAAUUAAGG